This is a messenger RNA of Dipodomys ordii (Ord's kangaroo rat), 1451 nucleotides long. RefSeq names its product anomalous homeobox (gene Anhx). The record is from RefSeq and is a predicted model, not a curated record. The transcript has 12 exons. Gene Ontology annotation, cellular component: nucleus; transcription regulator complex. Gene Ontology annotation, molecular function: DNA-binding transcription factor activity, RNA polymerase II-specific; RNA polymerase II cis-regulatory region sequence-specific DNA binding. The annotation marks the transcript as partial. NCBI's taxonomy places the organism in Eukaryota, Metazoa, Chordata, Mammalia, Rodentia, Heteromyidae. Gene Ontology annotation, biological process: regulation of transcription by RNA polymerase II.
AUGCAGAACUUCCUGAGGCUGCUGCGGAGGCACGGGGCUUCCUGUCCGCCCCCACCAGAGCUGGUAACCCUUGCGGCAAAGCUGUGCUGGGACCUUCGGGAUGACCCCACUCAGCUGCGACCUCUGGUGGCAGCUGUUCUCGCCAGCCAACUUCGUCUGCACCUUCUGGACAAUGGGGCCCUGGUCCUGGUUUGUGCCCGUGUCUUGGUCCAGCAGGAGCAGCUGCAGGCAGCCUGCCAGCUUCUGGAGGAGUGCCGGGUUUCAGGCGGCAGUCAGGAGCUGGUGCAGCUCUGGAAUGACAUCCACUACUGCCUGGCCAUGAGGAGGCUAGGCGUAGCCACCCUGAGCCCUGUGCAGAAGUUCCGAUGCAGAAAGAGGAACCCACCACCCCCUACCCUCUGCCCCAAGAGCCCCAAGAGCCGGAACUUUCCUCAAGAAGUUCGUCAGACUCUGAAGGACUUUGCCUCAGGUGUGAGCACCAACCCCAGCAAGGCAGAGCGGGAGACUUUGGCUUUGGAGACAGGCUUGACAGCUAAGCAAGUACACAACUGGUUUGCCAACUACCGACGACGCCAAAGAUACCUUCUCCAUCGCGUGGAUCCAGCCCAGCAGGCCAUUUCAGAAGUUCGCAGCACAAAGGAGUGGGACCCUACCCUCCUGCAGCCCUCAUGCAAUCCCUGUGGUGACUCAGAAUUGGUGGGCAGGCCUCAGUGGUCAGGACACCUGUCAGUGACAGAGCAGGGAAACCAAGGAGCCCACAUCAAGGUCCUAGAAGGGAAACUUCCUCCCGUUGGCCUCAGCCCCAGCUUCGGCUCUCUGACUGUGGACAGCAACAUGACGGGUCCUCCUAUGGCUGCCUCUGAGUCAUGGAUGACGUCCUUUGCACGGCCAUCCUCCAAGGAAGUCUGCUUCCAGCUCGGGCAGCAAGCCCAUAGCUGCAGGCUGGACUCCAGGAUGCACCUACCAGGUUCCACCAUGUCCGUGCCCAUUGCCUCUGUUGGUGAUCCUUGCCCUGCAGCUCAGAAUGUCAUGUACUCAGAAGAAGGCCCUGGUUCAAGUGGUGGGCAGGCAGAGGGGCGCCGCUUCCUGGUGACACAGCCUCCGCUGCAGGCCUGUGAGUGUCUCAUCUCCCCCAGCUCUGCAGAGUUUGUGCCUGUGUCUACCAUGGAGCUGAGCCAUCCCCUGCCCUCCAGCCAGGUGCAGUGGUCUCGCAACAAGGUCUCGUGUGAUGCUGUCUGGGGAGCCAGCAUGCUCCUUGAGUUUUCAGGGGGCAGCCUGGGCCAAGGGCCUAGAUAUGCAGAAAUUUGGAAGCCAGUGAUGGAGUUGGCCACAGACAAAUUGGCCGCGGACCCCGCGGCUGCCAACUCCCAUGACCACCACCAGCGCAUCCUGCAGCGCUGGCCCGCCACCAUUGGUCGGCUGCCUGCUGCUGGGUCGCCUCUCGGCGCAGG